This is a messenger RNA of Chara braunii, 1159 nucleotides long. The record is from the annotation of a GenBank genome assembly. NCBI's taxonomy places the organism in Eukaryota, Viridiplantae, Streptophyta, Charophyceae, Charales, Characeae.
UGGUAGCAAGAAGUACGACUGCAGAAACGCGUUGGUGGGGAAGUAUGUAUCCUCCACAAGGGACAGCGGGGACGUACCCUGCUAACAAUGUGGGUUCUGUCCAUACGCCAGCCCCUGCUGCUCCUCCUCCUCCUCCUCCUCCGUCCCCUCUUCCCCCUCCCCCUCCGGCUGCGGUAAUAGGACCAUGUUAUAGCUGUGGGGAAUACGGGCACUUUGCGCGAGAUUGCCCGUAUAAGCAGAACCGGAGGAACUGGCAAGGCCAGGGAAGGGGGAGCUAUGGGCAAGGCAACUACGGACAGAGUGCUUACGGGCAACCUAGGAGAAGUGAAGAGGAUGACUGGAUGAGCAGGCUACUAGCCUUUCUAGAGAACCAGCAACUGGAAGCCGCGGAGAAGAAGAAGGCUAAACAGGAGAAGAAGAGGCAGGAAGAGGAGAAGCAGAGGUUAGAAGAAGCAAAGCUGAGAGCGGAAGCAGAGAAACGACGAGCGCAAGCAAUCAUGGAAGCUACGGCAGCGCAGGCUUUUGCCAAGCAGAUGGUGGCUUUGGAAGAAAAGAUCAAAGGUCAUGUGCAGUCAACACUCACAGCGUCUGAAGAGAAGAGUGCGAAAUUGCAUGACAAUCUACAAAGAUUCUUAGAACGAGUAGACAGUGAGGAGCCGAAGAGACCCAGAAUUGAUGCCUAUCCAAGUACGAGGAGGAGACUUGAACUGGAUGACUACGAACGGGAAGCAGACACUGAGGGGACGGAUGCCGCCACACCAGUCACCAAGAAGAGGACAGUGAUGGCAAGGAAGGCCAAGGAACCGAUGGUGGUGGAAGAGAAGAAGAAAGGUGCGGUAGCAUCGAGCUCCAGGGCGGGAGUAAUUGAAUUUGUUCUUGAACUGCAUGAGAGUAUGCAGACAAAGCAGGCACCGGAACUCAAGCAAAUGUGCAAAAGGAGUACCAUCAGGUGGGUAUCGAAGGCGCAGGCGAUCAAGGACCUGGUGGUGGCAGAAACGAGACUUGCAUACGACGGGUGGCUUACGGGGGCAGAAAGUGAUGAAAGCAAGAAAGAAGACGGGAGGUCGGGAGUGGAUACGGCACCACACGCUAAUUGACGGCGUGCCCCCCCAGUGCGGUAUUUGUGGAGCGAGCCCCUAAAUUAUAUGGAGCUCCGAUA